Meloidogyne enterolobii is the source of this 334-nucleotide messenger RNA. Lineage: Eukaryota; Metazoa; Nematoda; Chromadorea; Rhabditida; Meloidogynidae. The record is from the annotation of a GenBank genome assembly.
CAGAAAAUAUUUUCCGGAAAAUAAAUAUAAAAUUUCCUGAAAACAAAAAAUAAUUUUCCGGAAGCAUAGACAAUUUCCGGAAACAUAUAUAAUUUCCGGAAAAUAUAUAUUUUUCCGGAAAAAUAACAUAUUUCUAUUAAAUUUAGGCAAAGAUUACAGACAUGGUUGGGGGCAGCAUUAAAAAAGCUGGAAAUUCUUCUAAUUCUACUUCUGUUGAUUUAACGACUAACAGUACAAAUAACAAUGACAAAGAAAAGAACAAGAAUCGUAAAAAGAGUUCGAAUGAUGCGCAACGAUUGUUAUUGUUUGAGGAAGGGAUGGCUAUGGAUUGAAU